Molecule: messenger RNA, 1399 nt
Organism: Chenopodium quinoa (quinoa)
Lineage: Eukaryota; Viridiplantae; Streptophyta; Magnoliopsida; Caryophyllales; Amaranthaceae
Product: BI1-like protein
Exons: 4
Coding region: 377-1099 (240 amino acids)
Cellular component (GO): membrane
Source: RefSeq, a predicted model, not a curated record
CAAUUUUGCAAUUUGCAAUAAUGUUUGGAUAUUGGAUUUAGCUUUUAGCCAUCUUCCAAGUUCCAACCUUUGAAAGAAAAUCCUAGAAUUUCAUUUUUAAUUCCAUUUUAUCUUGACUUCAAUUUUUAAUUUUAUUUCUAAAACGCACAUUUUCCAGAAUCUUCCACCUCAUGAUCCUCUCUCCCUAAUCACCGCCUUCACAAGAACGGUAGAAGUUGAAGACUUCUCAAGAACUUUCGUUUCACUUUCUCUCUCCUUAAAACGCACCAAAUUCUCUCUAAUUUUACAGAAAACCCAAACCCAAGUACCCAGGAAAGCCCAGAACCCCUGAUUUUCUCUCUCAUCUAAAUCUAAAGCAAGCAAGAAGUUAGAAAUCAUGUGGCAACCUAGGAAAAAUGAUCUUGAAGGAGGAUCACAACAACUUUACCCUGUGAUGCUUGAAGACCCAACGCUUCGAUGGAGUUUUAUUCGAAAAGUUUACUCAAUCAUCGCAGUUCAAUUGCUUGCUACCGUUGUUGUUGGUGCUAUUGUUGUUUCGUAUAAACCAAUUGCUCAUUUCUUUACUUCUAGUAGUGGUGGUCUCGCUUGUUAUAUCAUUCUCAUCAUCACCCCUUUUAUUGUGCUAUGUCCAUUGUACUACUAUCAUCAAAGUCAUCCGGUGAAUUAUCUGCUGCUUGGGAUCUUCACUAUCUCACUUGCCUUUUCCAUUGGCCUGACAUGUGCAUUCACUAGUGGGAAAGUUAUUUUGGAGUCUGUGAUUUUGACGACUGCAGUGGUUCUAAGUCUCACUGCGUACACAUUCUGGGCGGCAAAGAGAGGCCAUGACUUCAAUUUCCUUGGUCCCUUCUUGUUCGGGGCUUUGAUUGUGCUGAUCAUAUUCUCUUUAAUACAGAUAUUCUUUCCAUUGGGCAAGAUUGGUGUGAUGAUCUAUGGUUGUGUGGCAUCCAUCAUCUUCUGUGGCUACAUCGUUUAUGACACAGACAACCUCAUCAAGCGAUACACCUAUGAUGAGUAUAUAUGGGCUGCUGUGGCAUUGUAUCUUGAUAUUAUCAACCUCUUCCUUUCUCUGCUAACAGUUUUCAGAGCUGCUGACAGUUAGGCGAGAGGAACUUCAAACUUUUGCCAUUGUGUCCAUAAUCAAAACCAUGUUAAGAAAAAAAAAAAAAAAAAAAAAAUUUGUUAACCACUUUAUAAGUACAUAGAUAUUUUGUUAUUCUAGCAGGAGAAAAAUUGUACACGAAUUUCUUUUCCAAUUUAUACUGUUUUCAUUUUAGCCCGGGUUGUAUGAAAUGCAUUUAAUUGUGAAGCAAGGUCAUCUUUUGCCUUUUUGAUGCAUUGUGUUAACCUUUAGGCCUUUCUUACAAAGGAAAGGGCAUUAAUAAAGGAUGUAUUUUGUCGA